AUGGCUAGUCGUUCACUAAACAGUCACAAAGAUGACUUUCAACAACCAUUCACAUCAUAUCAAAUAGAGUUCUUUGCCGAAGACGAUAUCAUCACCAUCAUACCAAACUUUAGAAUGGAAAAGAUAGUCUUUUUAUCUGGUACAUAUGGACCUUUUGAACCUGCUUUGCCAACAGAUGUACCUCUUUGGUUGGCUAUUAACCUAAAGAAGAAAAAGAAGUGUAAAAUACAAUAUCCAUAUUGGUUAUCUAUUGGUAUGUUUGAAAUGAAUAGAUAUAUAUGUUAUAUUGAAUCUGAAGAUAUACUAAACUCUCUCUUUUGCCUCUUUAAAGAUAAUUUACAAGAGAAAUAUAAUAAUGAAAACAAAUCAGAGAUAAAGUUUCAAGAGAUGCAUCCACAUUAUAUAGAAAUAUCGAAUCUAGUAUUGUCGACAGCACCCGAUGAUUGUGUAGAGAAUGUAAAUGCAAUCAGAGGAUUGAUAGAAGAUAUUAGUAAUAGAAGACAAUCUAAAUUUAGCGAAACUAUGGUUAAAGCAUUACAAUCGGUCGAUGUCAAGUCACUUAGUUCAUUGUUGAUACAAAAUAUUACACAAAUUGAAAUCAAUCGAACAAGAGGUGUCAUUUGUUCAGGUUUCAAUCAUCUUCAAUCCAUUUCAAAGAUAGAUAACAUCAUUAUGAAUAUGACAACAACAUCACCAUUACAGAUAUUCUUUAGAGUAAAGGAUAGAGUAAAGAAAGGUGUCUUUACAGGAACAACAUUGGAUGAUUUAAAGUUAUUGUUUAUGCAAAAGUUCCCAGAGUUUCCUGGAGGUGUUGAUUGUCCUUUCUAUACAAUCGAUAAACACAAUGGAAAGGAAUCACUUUUAGAUGAUGUAUCAGUACUUCAACAAUUUCAAGAAAUACUUGUUAGACAUGAAAAUGAGGAAGAUACAAAGAAAAGAUCACCAGGAUAUACAGGAUUAGAUAAAGAAAAGAUAGUAUUGGUAAUGGUUGGAUUACCAGCUCGUGGAAAGACAUAUGUUGCAAGAAAGAUAUGUAGAAUGUUGAAUUGGAUGUUGGUACCUGCCAAGGUAUUCAAUGUCGGAGAAUAUAGAAGAUUGCGUAUUGGUGCUGGUCAACCACACGACUUUUUCGAUCCUUCCAAUCCAGAGGGUAUCAAGGCAAGACUUCACAUGGCAGUUGCUGCUCUAGACGAUAUGAUCUCGUGGCUACACAAUGGCGGAAGAGUUGGUAUCUAUGAUGCCACCAAUAGUACCAAAGAGAGAAGACAAUUGGUCCUCUCUCGAUGUACAAGAGAAAAGAUGAAUGUAUUAUUUGUAGAAUCAAUUUGUAAUGAUCAAGAUGUAAUAGAAGCAAAUAUAAAAGAAACAAAAUUAUUAUCUCCAGAUUAUCAAGGAGCAGAUUCAGCAAAAGCAGUACAAGAUUUUAGAGAAAGAAUUAAACAUUAUAACAAGGUUUAUGAAACGGUUGAAGGAAAUGAUUUACAAUAUAUUAAAUUAUUUGAUGUUGGUAAAAAGAUUGAAGUCAAUAACAUCACUGGUUACAUACCAAGUAGAAUCGUAUUCUUUUUGAUGAAUCUCCAUAUCCACAACCGUCCCAUUUGGUUGACAAGACAUGGUGAAAGUGAGUUUAAUGCAACCAAUAAGAUCGGUGGUGACUCUGAUUUGACAGAGCGUGGAGACAACUAUGCACAUCAACUUGCUGUCUGGAUCUCAGACUGGUGUUCAAAGGUGCGUGCCGAUGGAUACAAUGGAGAAGUGGUCGUUUGGACAUCGAGUUUAAAACGUGCCAUUAGAACCGCUCAAUACAUCUCUCAACCAAAGGUUGUAAUGAGAGCUCUCGAUGAAAUCGAUGCAGGUAUCUGUGAUGGUAUGACCUAUGAAGAAAUUCAAGAAAAAAUGCCAGAUGAAAGAGCUGCAAGAGAUUCUGAUAAAUUGCAAUAUCGAUAUCCAAGAGGUGAAAGUUAUGAAGAUGUUAUUCAAAGAUUGGAACCACUUUUAUUGGAAUUGGAAAGAACCAAAUUACCUGUACUUAUUGUCAGUCAUCAAGCUACUCUUAGAUGUCUAUACUCUUAUUUGACUGGACGUGUCAAAGAAGAAUGUCCAUUCUUAAAUAUCCCUCUUCACACUUUGAUUCAACUUACUCCAAAAGCUUAUGGUUGUGAAGAAAAAACAUUUAAAUUAUGUAAUUAA
This is a messenger RNA of Cavenderia fasciculata, 2190 nucleotides long. Its product is annotated as Fructose-6-phosphate-2-kinase/fructose-2. The record is from RefSeq and is a predicted model, not a curated record. Gene Ontology annotation, biological process: fructose 2,6-bisphosphate metabolic process; fructose metabolic process. The transcript has 5 exons. Gene Ontology annotation, molecular function: ATP binding; 6-phosphofructo-2-kinase activity; fructose-2,6-bisphosphate 2-phosphatase activity. Gene Ontology annotation, cellular component: cytosol. Bases 1 to 2190 code for a protein of 729 amino acids. NCBI's taxonomy places the organism in Eukaryota, Evosea, Eumycetozoa, Acytosteliales, Cavenderiaceae.